This is a messenger RNA of Chiloscyllium plagiosum (whitespotted bambooshark), 680 nucleotides long. Lineage: Eukaryota; Metazoa; Chordata; Chondrichthyes; Orectolobiformes; Hemiscylliidae. The record is from RefSeq and is a predicted model, not a curated record.
AUGAAAAAUCGCGGCUGUGUCGGACAUAGCAGGUGUCGCAAAGCAGUUUUUGGCCAAUUAAGUACUUUUGUGUUUGAAGUGAAGUUGCUGUUAAACCUGAGUAAUAAUAAAAUUGUGGAAAUUGAGGAUGGAACAUUUGAAGGUGCCUCUUCAGUCAGUGAGUUGCAUCUUACAGCCAAUCAACUCGAUUCUAUAAGAGGCGGGAUGUUUCGGGGUCUUGAUGGAUUACGAACUUUGAUGUUGAGGAAUAAUCGCAUCAAUUGUAUCCACAAUGACAGCUUCACGGGACUGAGUGCCGUGCGCCUGCUCUCACUCUAUGACAACCACAUCGCUACUAUUACACCAGCCGCUUUUGACACCCUGCACUCACUCUCUACUCUCAACCUCCUCGCAAACUCCUUCAACUGUAACUGCCAGCUGGCGUGGCUCGGAGAGUGGCUGAGGAAGAGGAAGAUUGUCAGCGGGAAUCCACGAUGCCAGAAGCCGGACUUUCUGAGAGAGAUCCCCCUGCAGGAUGUGGCUUAUCAGGACUUCCGCUGUGAAGAAGGUUAUGAAGAGAGUAGCUGUGUCCCUCGUCCUCAGUGCCCUGCGGAGUGCACAUGCCUGGAGACUGUUGUCCGCUGUAGCAACAAACACCUGAAAUCUCUGCCGAAAGGCAUCCCAAAGAACGUGACAGAACU